CAAGGAACAACGUGGACUCCCGUUUAGUGGAGAGUAUGUUGCCAUGGUAAUGAGCCAGUCGGAUGUCUUCAUCAUCUUCAUCAUAACGAGGAAUCAUCCCUUUAAGUUCAUUAUACGAAUCGAUUGGAGAGAUAAACUGAAUGUUUUAUCCUUAUCUCAUCGUACAAUCAUCUUACAAUUUUCGCCGCUCUGAGUGCCGGAAUCACAUUAAUAGGGACAAGGAUGGGAGGAACGAGUGAAGAUGAAUGUAUCUACAAAAUCAAACUUCUUCAUGUUGGCGACGCUAAUGACAGCUCGGCACCGGAAAUUAUGAUGGCACAGGAAGACGAACUGGAAGAUGAAUGUUGGGUGACAGUGGUUGUUUUGAACCGACAUCAGAAUGAGAAGAAAUGUCUUCUCGUCAGAGACGAUCAGGAGAAAUGUGAGUGGUGGUUACCUCAUGAGAAGCUGACUGUGGAUUCGACAAGUUUUGUCAAAACUGCGGAUGCGCUAUUACAGGACCUAAAGAUUCUGGCCACAUUGGAAAGCUUGUUGAAGGUCACAUUCUCGUUGGUGAAUAAACCAGACUUUCAAAGGGAGCAAAGAAAGAAAAGGGUCUUUGUUAUAAGUCUUCUGGCUUCACUUGAAAAUGCAGAUAAUGGACAAGCUGCUCCACAGUCUCCUCCCGAUGAUGCUCCAUGUGGGCAGAGGUGGGUGACCUUAGAGGAAGUGAAAAGCUUGGCAAUGUCUGGUGACCUCCAAGGAAGAGAACCCGUUGAACUCAUGGAGGCCAUUGAGAAAGGAAAGGAAUAUCCAUUGUCAUUGCUCAAUGAAAGGAGCUUACUUCAGCUUUCUUAUAGUAGAGAGAGUGGUACACAUCAACAUUCUGGGACAAUGUCUGCAUUCAAGCACAUGUUAGAAGCUGUCAAGUUUGGCCCAGAAGAGCAGAGCUACCUGCUUGCUGUGUAUUGGGAGCGGUGUUCCCCUUGCCAGACGAUGAGCCAAGCUGUCUUCACGGAGUAUAUGUGUGAGAAGGGACUUCCAUCGGUCUCGUGUCCACAUCUGUUCAGGGCUUUUGAUUCUAAGAGACAAGGGUACCUUGACCCAGAGGACUUCAUCAACGGUCUUGCGGCUAUGCAACCCUCAGCGCCUCAUGGAGGUCUUCCUGCAGAAUUAAGAUGUCGUUAUAUCUUCAGAUACUAUGACCAAAACAAGGAUGGAAAGAUGGAGUUCUCAGGUUUCAAACAGAUGGUUUCUGAUAUAAGAAAAAUCAAAGGUCAGCCCAUUGACCCUAAGACGCUCCAGAAAGAAGCAGAGACUCUCGCAAAAGUUUUUGGGAGCGAGUGUAAAGUUUCACUCACACUAAUGGACUUCUUGAGUGCUGUAGGCCAGCUCAAGUUUCGAGGCACUUCAGCCCUGUUCCGACUUCCUCAGUCAAGUAUACCAGAUAAGUGGGGUGAUGCAAAUGAUGAGUCUCCUGAAUCUGGUGAGGAGUGUAGCAGUGAAAAGAGUCAAUCAACAAAGAGACAAAAGAGAACCCACAGUGUUACCAUGAGGUUUGGUAGCCAGCCAAGUGAUUCUUGUACAUCUGGUGAAAGUGAGAGCGAUUCUGUUGCCGCCAUCUUUAAAUCUCCAGAGAUCAAAAGGUCAAUAGGUCAAGAGUAUGAGCUUGCGACCCAUGCUGUCAAGGUCAAGAGAAGCGGGACCCUUGCAGAUGUCAGAACUCUGUGGGAAUUGGCGGAUACUGGAGCUGUAUCAAACAGUGUAGGUCCUCAUCUUGAUGGGGAUAAGAACAGAAUGCAGAGGAUUUCAUCAGUCGACUCAUUUAAUCAGAGAUCCCACCCCAAUGAGAUGCUUACAGGCCUACGUUACUUCGAGCGGUCCAUCAAAAGUAGUCCCGUCGUUGAUGGUGGUGGUGAUGGGGGGACCAAUGCGAGUGGGGCAUCCCCCGUCAAGGCCAAGGAUCACUUCAGUUGGGGGACAGUGGAGAUGCUCUCGCUUGCCAAGUGUCUGCUAGCUCUAUGCCGGGAAGCUCAGAGAGUAUUAGCCAAUGAAUCAAGAUUGAUUAAACUCAGUGCACCAACGUAUAUAUUAGGUGAUCUCCAUGGUAACUACCAUGAUCUGGUCUGUUUUGAGAAGGCUCUGUGGAGGAUGGGGCCGCUACUGACCCCCUGUUCCUUCCUCUUCCUUGGUGACUAUGUAGACAGGGGAGAACAUGGUGUCGAGGUAAUAGCAUAUCUAUUUUCUCAGAAGAUUCUUGCCCCGGAUAAGUUCUUCAUGAUUCGCGGAAACCACGAGUUGAGACCUGUUCAGAAGAUGUUCCAUUUCGAAGCAGAAUGUACCCAGAAAUUUGGGGCUACCAUAGGUCAGCAGGUAUGGGAGGCAGUCAACUGUUGCUUUGAUGCCAUGCCUAUUGCUGCUGUAGUUGAUAAUAAGAUAUUUUGUACACACGGAGGAGUACCAAACUCUGAGGGCGGUGUUUGUACGUUAGCUGAAAUCAACAAGAUACCGGUCCCUCUGAAAGAUCCCGAGACAGAGAGUCAGCUGGCCUGGGAACUCAUGUGGAAUGAUCCUCUCAAGAGGGACUUCUUGGAUGAGGAUCAGAUGUCGGAGAUGAAAUCCAACAACGGCUUCGUCUUCAACAGCCGUCGCGGUACAGGUCACAUGUUCAGCUGUGAGGCUCUUGAGCGGUUCUUACAGGUUAACAACCUUUCUCAUGUGAUACGAGCACACGAAGUACAGCAGGCAGGGUUCCAGGUUCAACAGAAGGGCAAGCUGCUGACUGUUUUCUCUUCGUCACAUUACUGCGGGGGAUCGAAUGAAGCAGCAUGCAUCCUGGCUGAUAGGCAAAAAUUAAGAACGAUAAGACUCGAUACAUCAUGAGACAUUCCAUUGACUAAAUGAAGUCAGAUUAAAUUGGAUGACGAUCCCUCAUGAUGUCAGAUUGAAAUGCAUGGCGCUUCAAAGAAGAUUUGAUUUCUAUUCUGUUGAAGUCAUGCAAAGAGUAAAUUUGAAAUGGAUGGCCUUGAUACCCAAUGGGAGACACAAAUUGAAAUGUUGCAUGGUUCUUUGUUCUAAGGCCGUGUCCAUUGCCUAUGAAACUGGAUUCUUUUCUCAGGAUGCAAGCAAUUGAGCCUGGUAAGUGCAAAUAUUGACAGCCCCAGGGUUUGUACGUAUAGAAAUUAUAGAAUGUCACCUUGGCGUGCCAUCUGGGUUUACUAGUUGUGAAUAUGAAGCUCUAUUGCGAGGUUACACCUGAAUGUUUUCAAGAUAGGUGUUGGAAGUCUUGCGCCUGAUGAGCACGAAUUUUGAUGGCCAGAUGUUAUAAGAUACAAAUAUUAUGACGUUAUUGUUACCUGUUUUCUUGGUUGGUUACUUAUUCAGAAAAUGAAGCUCUAGUGUAGGAUUUAAUAUGAAUAUUCUCAAGAGGGGUGCUAGAUUCUAGGGAUAUUCAUUGGUUUGAUCAUGGUGCAAUAUUGCUUGAAACCAUUAGUCUUGACAGCAUGGACCACAUACUGUUGAAAUACAAAUUUUGAUGCUGUUUUGAGUGCAUUGGGUGAUUUUAUUUGUCGGUACUGGUGGUGGUGUUAAAAGCACAAUUUAGAUUGUCUUUCAUAGCUCCAAAACGUACUUUUGAGUUUACAGAAAUCAGCAAAUAACAUUAUUGACAGCUCAAGACAUCACAAGGUUCAUUCCAGUACCAACUUCGUUUUAAAUCUUGCGCUAUGCUGACCUAAAAACCAACAAAACACCAAGACUUGAGGUCAACACCAGAUUUGAAACCAUCCUCAAGGAAAAGUACUGUUACAUAUGGCCUAGAUAGGAUUUGAUUAUUUGAUAUUUACCUUGUUAACCAUCUCUGGGGUAAAGCUGAGGAACUUUAUUUGUGACUUAUAAUUGUCAGAUACAUUUAAAUGCCUUUUCUAGGUAAUAUUAAUUUUUUUCAGUAACCCCACUUCCUCUCCCUUUUGUAAAAUUCAAGUUCUGAGCCAUAUUUUACAUGUAUGGUCGGUCUUUGAUAUUGGAUGGAGAGAUAUAGCUUGAUAAGCUUUAAUGAUAUGAAUUUGGUUUGGAAUGUCUUCAUUUAUAAGAGAAUCUGGACAUUUUAAAUAAUCCUCACAUUCUUUUUUUUUGAAAUCCUAUUUAUGAUUUUAAAAAAUGCAUGCUUUCUAUGUUUCUUUAAAAGAUUUUAUAUAAUUAUAACACUGAUGGAGUUCAAAUUUUGAUAGUUUUUGUUUUUGCGAACAAAAAUGAUGUGCAAUAUUCCUUAAACUAUUGUUUGUCUUAGUUAACGUGAUAUUUGAAUACACUCUAUGAGUUAUAUUAUUUAUGUUUAUUUGUUAAUCAAAGAAACUAUUUUCUUAUUAAGCCAAAGUGAUUGUUCUUUUACUGUGCAUGAAGUAUAUAUGCUUUGGUCUUGGUACAAUUCAUUUCAUCAAAUUUUUUUUUUCAUGGGAAAACAUGUUUCCAUUGUUUUAUCUGGAACAAGUAGUUUGCUGAUAAAAUACCUUGAUAAUCGAAGGCUUGAGUGUGUGAUAUGAUUAGAGUUUCAUCUUGUUAAAUAUCUGAAAUCCCUUUGUGAUGUUAAAUUUUGUAAAGCAAGUAAUGAAAAAAAAUCUCUAGAAAUAACAAUGCCUCUCCAGUACUGACUUGAAAUCCUCAAUAAUUAAUUGUGAUCUGAUGUGUGAACUGACACCUUUCCUGGUACUCUCAUGAAAGUGGACAGUAGAACUUGGCAAAAUAUUGCCCUCUUUUCAUCACUAGUUGUCAAGAGGGACACCUAGUAGAGGGCAAUAUGACGGAUAUUGCCUGCUCUCACUUUGGAGUCAACACAAAAUAUGAACUUUUAUUUUGCAGCUAAAAUGUCUUGUCUAGUUAUUAUAAUGCAUUUUGUAAUUUGUAUCUCAUAAUGACUUGUUUAAAGAUGUACAAAGUUUUUGAUACUGUUUAUACUGAAAUGACGAUAUAUACAUUUGUGAAUAAAUGAUUAGUGAAUGCCCUUUUAGUGCAAAUGAGUUGGGUUACAUGCAACCAAUGCAUUGACUAGAGUUUCGUUAUUACCCUUGGUAGCUACUUCAGUCGUAAGCUGUUCUCCCAGCGGGUCCUACAUAAUAUAAUCUCUUGUUAUACAGCGUAUAGUUUUUAUAUUAUAAAUAUAAAUGUUCACAAACAUAAAUGCAUAAAACUGCUUGGUCUAUAAGACUGUUUAGUAUCUCAAAAAUUUGGGAAUUCACUGUAUCAUAUUGUAAUGAAUUGAUAAUUUUUUGAGGUAGUCACAUAUUGCAUGCUGCAGUACACAUCCUAUUUGAAAGACCCCCUCCC
Messenger RNA from Lytechinus variegatus (green sea urchin), 5301 nucleotides. Its product is annotated as serine/threonine-protein phosphatase with EF-hands pef-1-like. The coding region runs from base 223 to 2862 and encodes 879 amino acids. The transcript has 20 exons. Lineage: Eukaryota; Metazoa; Echinodermata; Echinoidea; Temnopleuroida; Toxopneustidae. Gene Ontology annotation, molecular function: protein serine/threonine phosphatase activity; calcium ion binding. The record is from RefSeq and is a predicted model, not a curated record. Gene Ontology annotation, cellular component: nucleus; cytoplasm.